Molecule: messenger RNA, 3353 nt
Organism: Dinoponera quadriceps
Lineage: Eukaryota; Metazoa; Arthropoda; Insecta; Hymenoptera; Formicidae
Product: RING finger protein 207-like
Exons: 8
Coding region: 171-2894 (907 amino acids)
Cellular component (GO): perinuclear region of cytoplasm
Molecular function (GO): zinc ion binding; transmembrane transporter binding; Hsp70 protein binding
Source: RefSeq, a predicted model, not a curated record
AGCCGAUAAACCACCCUCUCGUCGGGACGCGCUCUCUGCGGCAGGCAGGCGGGCGGGCCAACGGUCCUAGGGAGGGGCCGCGAGUAUGGGGCGACAGGGAGGAGCGGUGUCGUGAAAGCGGCUUUCCCCCGGUGCGUUAGGGUGGCUAGGGCGGCCGAGGCGGCUGGACGAUGGCGAGCUCGGCGGUCGACGGGGUCGGCGACGACGGUACGGCGGGCGUGCCGGGCGGCGGACCCAGGAAUCCCCUCACCUGCGGCGUCUGCCACGAAUAUUACAACGAGCCCUGCCUGCUCUCCUGCUUCCACACCUUCUGUGCCCGCUGCAUACACGGCCCUCACAUCGACGGGAAGGUCUCCUGCCCUAUCUGCGGGCAGCAGACGCAACUGAAGGAAGGUGCGCAACUACCACCGCCCGAUCAGCUGAUACGCCAAUUGGUAGAGCUGGCGAACUCCGAGAAUCCACCGUGUGCCAACUGCGACAAGCGUGACAAGUCAACCAUGUUCUUCUGCACGACGUGCGGACAAGCGCUGUGCACCCACUGCAGAGAGCACACCCACCGGGCGAAGAUGUUCUCUUCCCACGAGGUGGUGCACAUGAGCAAAUGCGCCAAGGACACUCAGCGGCGGUGUCCCAGCCACGGGGAACAGUACAUAAUGUACAGCCAGAGUGCCAAAUGCAUGCUGUGCGCCACAUGCUUCCGCGACACGCCCGCGGACGCGCGGGUGCACUGCGUCGACAUAGAAAGUGCCUGGCAGCAGACGUCGAAGAAGAUGGAGCGGGCGGUGAAUUCCAUAUGCGAGCUCCAGGCGGGCAUACGGGACGGCGUGCUGGCGCUGAAGUCCCAGCUGGACGAGCUGCGGCACAGCCUGGAGUCGGAGAAGCGGGCGCUGAGCGCGUUCUGCCAGGGGAUGCAGGAGGCGAUCACGAAGACGCACGCCACCGUGCUCGCGGAGCUGCAGCGUCAAUUCGAGACGAAAGAGCGGAUGGUCCGCACGCAGCUGCUGUCCCUGGGUAGCGCGCUUCCCGUCUUGCAGAUGCACCUGAUGCUGUGCACCGCCUUCACCAGCGGCGCGACGAAAUAUCAGUUCCUCGAGCUGGCCCACCCGAUGCUGGAGCGGCUGAGCCGCGUCGCCCAGCUCGGCCACCCGUCGCGGCCGCCCCUGCUCGCGGCUCACAUCAAGACGAAUUACAGAAACGACUUCGCGCGCGCCCUGCAGCCCUACAUAGGCCAGAUGCCGUCGGUCAAGGAGUCCCUCUACGAUCAGACACACACGAUCGGCCAGCCGGAGCCGCAGGUGCUUCAGAGCAGCAAGACUGCUCAGAGGCUACCGUCCGGGAAGACCGGGACCGACGGCGGGCCCUUCUCCAAUCACUGUCGGACCUUCGAUACCCAGCUGAAGGAGCUCAGUCAGCAGCUGAUGACGGUGAAGGAGCGCCUCGGGGAGCUCCAUCGGGACGUCGCGCUCUUGAGAAGGGCGAACACCCCGCCGUUGGGCACGCGUUACGACCUCGUGGCGAGGGACUGCCGCUUGCUGGAACAGCAACUGGAGCAUCAUCAGAUGGAGCUGGAACGGCUUAGGAACGUCUUCGACGCGCUCUGGGAGGAGCAGGUGUGCCGGAUCCACAUAGAGAAGGAGAUCUUUCAUUCUCAGAUGAACGACAUACUGUCGCUGAGGAGCGAGGUGAAGAAGCUGCAGACGCUCGCCCAACAACUAGAGCCUUUCGUCAAGUCGUUCUCCACGGGCGUCGGCGCCGGGGAAGUGAGCAUGGCCGCGUCGGACGCGGCCGACAACCAGCAUCUGCAGGCACUCCUGGACCACCUGGCGCGUCUGCAGAUGCAGGAGCCACCUCAUCCGCCGGGUCAGGCGCCGACAAAGGAUCACCGUCACCCACGUAGCACUGCCACGAGUGCUGACAACGCGUUGUACAUGAAGGAAACGAAGGAAAUUCCGACGCGAUGUCGCACACCGUCCGGCGGCGUCGGCGCCGUCCUGGACUCGAGCGGCAACAUCAUGGUGUACGGCACGGCCAAGUCGACCGACCCGACGAAGAGGGGCGUGCUCAGCCAGCUGAUCGAGAAGGCGCGGACGAAGGAGGAUCGGAAGAAGUCGCCGGGCCGGGAGGACGGUCGCGACCGCAGCCAGAGCAGGCGCUCGCGGAAGUCGCCGGACAGCACGAAGCCGAAAACGCCGCCCGGACACUCGUCCGGCAGCAAAAUGCGCUCGCUCUACCGCUCGUUGAAGGGCGGCACCGGCGACACCUCCGCCGAGGCGCUCGAUCAGGCGGAGAGGGCCGAUUCUCAGCAGCCGCCGUCUCACAUCGGAGACGAGAGCGAGUACCAGCGAAUCUCUGAAGCAUCGAGCAUGGGCGAGGCGAAGAAGCGCGUGCAGGCGCAGGUGCACGCGGCACCGGCGGACGAGCAGCAGCCGAUGCCGAAGCCCAGCAAGAUCUAUCCGGCGAGCGACUCGGAGGAGGUGUUCUACGCCGACGAGAAGGCCGACGCGAGGCGCCGCCGGCGCGCCAGCUGCGACAGCCUGAGCACCACCGGCUCCGGCAACAGCAGGCGAUCGAGCAUCGCCGACGGGACGGUAGGUCUACCAGCGCAACCCGCGCAGGACCCCCGGAAAGCACUGGUCGUUUUGAUCGGACCGACACCGACGUCGUCUCUCGUGCAGAAACAGCGUUCCUGGGAAACCUUCCCGAGGCCCAAGAGCAAGCGCGCCGGCGAGGCUGGGGCGGUGUCGUCCCUUGGCCAGCUCAAGAAAGCGGACAGCUUCGAGGGUCACGAGGAGGCGGUGCGCACCUUGGUAGCGGCCGUGCAGGAGACGCGCUCCCAACUGAGACACCAUCACCCCCAUCAUCAUCGCCAUCAUCGCAAGAACAAGACGAACUGAAGGCGGCUCAGCGUCUCGUUCCCUGCCGUUCCGUUCACCAACGGCCACGUCGAUACUUGAAAGUCACGCAGAACGGCGGACAGCCCGCUUCGCGAUUAGGGGAACGCAGACGGCGGCUCGGCAGGACGAGUCGUGCGAGGAGUCCGUGACGAGCCUAUUGCGUAGAUAAGCGAAAUUAUCAAAAAAAAAAGACUAAACACCCGCGUGCCCGCCGCGUGGGUUUAAGUACUUGUUAUUUAGUGAGCGAGUGAGAGAGAGAGAGAGAGAAAGAGAGAGAAUGAGAGAGAGCGAGAGUAAAUGUAUUGUUGCGAGAGUGAACGUUAUCGGUUUUUCGAAGAUUUUGGACAUUCUACUGAAUACAACAUAAUAACGGAUAGACAUAUGAAAUUACAAUAAUAAAGUGAAGAGAGAAAGAAUAAGGGAGGGGAAGGGAAGAGAGAGAGAAAGAGAGAGAAAGAG